GUCGGCAAAGUCCUCGCUGGUUACCGAGACCCGCACCUGCCAUGCGUCACGCCCACGAUUGCCAGCUUGAGCGAGCUUCUUCCUGCGCUCGAGUACGCCCAGCUGCUAACCCUGCGCGGCCAGCUCUUCAAGAACGUCAGCGGCUUCACGGACACCACGCUCAACGUCGACGCCUUAGUCCUGGAUGCGGCGCUCGCGUCCCUGCUCAUCCAUCUUGACGACGUCGCAACGACACUGUGGCACACGGCAACCCAAAAGAAACCACAGUUUGUUCGUGCUGACCUCAAGGCAGGCGUCAACAUCAUGACCAUAGCAGCAGGGCGAGAGGUAGACGUACCAACGGCGCCACUGGACCGGGACGGCGUCGCGUAUCAGCUGUGGAAGCAGCGUGUCUGGACGCUAGCGGAAGACUUGGACAAGAAGGUCAACGCAGCGCUUGGGAGUAUCGACGGUAAAGGCCGAUCCAAAACCGCGGGGUCGCUACGGAAGCGCUGGAGAAAGCUGCGCGUUGACCACCGCUCUGCGUACGACGCGCUCCGCUCAGCAUUUAUCACCCGCAAAUCGAACGGUGGCAUCGUCGACCGCUGCACACCAGCUAGUCACCAAUGGAAGCAAAAAGACUUGGAGUCGUAG
Molecule: messenger RNA, 633 nt
Organism: Phytophthora sojae
Lineage: Eukaryota; Oomycota; Peronosporomycetes; Peronosporales; Peronosporaceae
Exons: 2
Source: RefSeq, a predicted model, not a curated record